AUGGCCGGUCGUACGCCGGACUCCUUGAAGGCAUCUGGCCGGAGCUCCGAUAAGCUCAACCUUCAUAUCCUACAGGGUAAAAUCAAGUGCGACCCAGAAGGUUACGAAACGGAGCUCCAAUUAAUUUACAAACAGUUCAAAAACUCCGUCGAUCUCUUUCAGCAGAACGCGGCUGUCAAUAUCUCCUCCGCCGAUACUUCCGCCGCUUCCAAGGGCCUCGGAGACCGAGCCAUGUUUCUGUCUCACGUUACUCCGUUUUACCCGAAGCUACUCGCCGCAUUUCCAGCUCAAUUGACUGAUUUACUCCGUACCUCGUGCCUCGCAAUGCCGUCUCCGCUCCGGAACCAGGUUGCGCAAUCUCUGAUUCUUCUGAUGAAUCGAAAGAGUCUUGUCAUCGAGGAUUUGCUGGCUCUGUUUCUGGAUAUUCAGACGCUUGGUGAUAGAAACCUGCGAAAGCUUGCUUUCUCUCACAUUGUGCAAACCAUUCGUAAGAUGAGUAUUACUGACCCAAGGCACAAAGCACUUCAGAGGAUUGUGGUCUCUCUGUUGGAGCAAGAAGAUGAAACAAAGGCUAAGAGAGCACUUGUUACCCUCUGUGAGCUUCACAAGAAAAAGGUCUGGCUUGGUGAUAAACAUGACAGAGUUGCAAUUGCGAUUUGUGAAGCUUGCUUUCAUACAUCACCUAGGAUCAUGGUUUCUGCCCUUCGGUUUCUUCUUGACUAUGAGAACCUUGACGAUGAAGAUGAUAGUGAUGCUUCAGACAGCGAUGACGAGGAUUCAAAGCACGCAAUGCAGGUUGCGGUUAACAGAGAGGCUGUUUACAAGGCGACCAACAAAGGUACAUCUUCUAGCAAGAAGAAAAAGCAAGCGAAACUGCAACGUGCAAUGAAAAAUAUUAAGAGAAAGCAGCGUGCGUCGACUGAGAACACCACUUCAACUUAUUCACCUCUUAAUCAUCUGAAUGAUCCGCAGAAAUAUGCAGAGAGAUUACUUUCCCGUCUUCAGACUGGCAAGAGCAUUGGCAAAACUAGUGAACGGAUUGAGACCAGGUUGAUGAUGAUUAAAGUUAUUGCACGGACAAUUGGUCUUCACAAGUUGCAAUUAUUAAGCUUUUAUACUUAUCUUCAAAACUAUGCCAGGCCACAUGAAAAGGACAUUACACAAUUGCUCGCAGCAGCAGUUCAGGCUUGCCAUGAUGGGGUACCUUCUGAUGCCGUGAAGCCACUGUUCAUGCAAAUAGUGAAUGACUUUGUGCACGACCGUUCACGUCCUGAGGCUAUUGCUGUUGGACUCAAUGUGAUACGAGAAAUGUGCCUGAGGAUUCCUGAGUUGAUGACAGACGUAUUGCUGCAAGAUCUUGCUCUGUAUAAAAAGAAGCCUAAUGACAAAGCCAUCUCAGCAGCAGCUCGUUCCCUCAUAGCAUUGUUCAGAGAGAUCAACCCUUCGCUUCUAGUGAAAAAGGACCGUGGCCGUCCUGGAGGUGCCGUUGCCAAACCUAAACAAUAUGGAGAAGUUAAUGUCUUCAACGAUGUUCCCAAUGUCGAGUUAUUGCAAGAAAAUGAUCAUGAGAGCGACUCUGAUGAUGAUGAUCAAGAUGCUGAUGAUAUGGAGUUGCCUGGCAGUGAUGAUGAUAACGAACAGGAGCUGAUACCUGAUGAUGGUGGAAGCGAUGACGAAGCUGAAGAAGAUUCUGAUGAUGGUGCUGACAUGAUGACUAACACUGAAGAUGAUAGUGAUGUUGAUACUUCAGUCGGUGGUGAUGAAGACGAAGAGAUGAAUGACAGUGAUGAAGCAGAGAUGGAUUCGGAAGAUGAGGAGGUCGAAAGCGAAGAAGAUGAUGGAGAAGCUUCCGAUUCUUCUGGAGAGGAUAGUGGAAACGAAGAGAAAGGAAAGGGAAAGAAAAGGAAGAGAAUAGAUUUCGACGCGAGUCUUCUCUCUGCUGAUUCAAGCCUACGAUCACUAAAGAAAUUCGCAGAAGCAAAUAGCGAAAAACCAUCCUUUGAAGAAAGCGAUGGCAUACUUUCGAACGAAGACUUCCAAAGAAUCAAAGAACUUCAGGCAAAGAAGGAUACAAAACUUGCGUUGGCUCGAAAAGGAAUCAAGAUUCCGGAUUCUGAACAGCUAGCUAAGAAGCGGGUCAAUCCAGCAAAACUUGAAGCUCACAUAAGGCAUAAACUAACAAAAGAGCAAAGACUGGAGUUAGUUAAAGCGGGUAGGGAAGACAGAGUGAAAUACACAUCCAAGACUGCCACCAAGCAGAAGAAGACUGGAGGAACGAGCAAUAAACAGAAGGCGCACAAGAAGAAUAUGCCUCUUGCUGCAGUAAGAUCAAAGGCUCACAAAUCAAAGCGAACCAGGAGAAUGAAGGAUAAAAUCAGCGGAAGUCAGUUCAGAGGAAGAAAAGCUUGGAAGUGA
Messenger RNA from Microthlaspi erraticum, 2415 nucleotides. NCBI's taxonomy places the organism in Eukaryota, Viridiplantae, Streptophyta, Magnoliopsida, Brassicales, Brassicaceae. The record is from the annotation of a GenBank genome assembly.